CAUCAAUCGGUAUAGCGUAAUCUCCAGUAAUGAUCUGUCAGUCAUCGUCAAUCAUCAGUAUGGCCAGUCAUUGUCUCGCGUCAUUAUCGUUGUAGCCAUCGCGUGAUCCAAAUGACCGGCGGUGAGCGACAACUGUGAUUCUGGUACUGGGGUACUCUUUUUCUUAGUUUGGAGCUAGAGAGUCGGUUCGGUGUGUGAUUCGAUUCUUGACGGAGAGGACGAGUCGCGAGUCGCCGCGACAUCAACAGCAGGCAGUCGCCAAACGUCGUCGGCCAAGUGCGCUUCGAUUUAAGGUGAUCCCUCUGGGAGUGUUUUUACUGCGAGGAGAAGAUACGCAUUCUUAUCGAGCGUAUCGCGCGAAUAAACAAAGAAGAGUGAUACCGCGCCUCGAAAGAGCAAAUAGAAAGAAAAAUCAAAAUAUUGCACUCUCUGUCGUUCGUUCAGUAUCGAGGAGGAAAUAUGUCGACGGAGGAAAAAUUCAACGCUGCCGUAAACGUCAUCAGGAAUCUGCCGAAAAAUGGAGCGUAUCAACCUAGCAACGAGAUUAUGCUGCGUUUUUAUUCAUACUACAAACAAGCGACCGAGGGGCCCUGCCAACAAGGUAAACCCGCAUUCUGGGAGGUAGUCAAAAAGGCAAAAUGGGAUGCGUGGUCGCGCCUUGGCAAUAUGAGUCGUAUGGAAGCCAUGAACAAUUAUGUGGAGGAACUGACGAAAAUUGUCGAAUUACAGAUUGUCGAAACUAUGUCUUAUACGGAUAAUGUGGCAACGUUUCUCGGUAGUUUGGAUUCAUUUUACGAAAGUGUACCGGCCGAAGAUUUGGAAUUACUCGUGGGACCAGUAUUGGAGCGUAUACGCUCUCAACCAGGAUCACCAUUGUCUGGUUCGCCAUUAGUGUCGAGAGAAACAUCACCUCAUAGAGUUUGCAGUACUUCUCGACAUAUAACGAGUAGUUUGGAAACCAGUCCGACCAGCAGUCGUACUGCAAGCCCACUGCCACAAGAUACUGAUGGUGAAGAAGAAGAAUUUAUAGAUACUGUUGAGUCAGCACCAGAGAAAAUGCAAAAAGAUGCAUCUAAGCUCACUGCUCCUUCUCAAAAGGUACAAACCACGGCAAAUAACGGAGUUGAUCAUUCAAAUACAGAGAGUGUUAUAAAAGAGAACACUGAAUUGGCAAAUGGAUACAGCAACGUUAAUGGUCACGCGGAGAAGAUACAGGAGAGCCAGCGAGAGAGAAGUAGACAGAGAACGAAAAAAGACGAUAAUAAAGUCAACGCCGAAUUUCUAAAUCAGAUUGCAAUAACCAUGCAGCAUUUACAGAGAGAUCUGGACCGAAUAACGGCUAGAGUCCGAAGCUUGGAAGGACAAGCUCUGCAAGCGAUGGCGCCACAGACGGAAAACACCAUUAGACGCACGUAUGCGAGAUGGUGGCCGUUGCAAGAAUGUUCGCCGCGUUUGUUCGCCUUACUAAUUUUAUGGCCAUUUGUCGCUCAUCUGCUAAUCAAUUUUACGCAGCGCUAUCGCCAACGAAGACUGUGAUGCUACGGCCAUUGCUCCUACACGGCUGAAAACCUAUUUCCAUUUUUCGGAUUACUAAUGUUGAGUUAUAAACAUACAUACUUUUUAAUUUUAUAUUUCUUAUAAAGGUAAAGAGUGAUGUCCUAAUGCAAUCUACGAUUACAUUAGUAAACGUGAAUUGUGAUAAAACUUACUAGAUCAAUCUCUGUAUAUUUUUGCAUAUGUACGGUCUGUUUCGGAAGUUGCAGAUUUUCUCUUACAUAUAUAGAUUUUCCAGUGAAUAAUAAAUCGAUCAAUUCUCAGCAAAAGUUUUACUCAAAAGCCAUUUUCAUUUGCAAUUAUGUUAAUAAGAAAGUGACGUUCUAUUAAAAUAAAAUCCAAUGGCUCAAUUUGCUGAUAUCACACAUUUUUAUAAAGUAACAAAUAAUAAUGUAAAAUACAUAUAAAAAUUUGUUCUUGUUUUGUAUGUACCUUGUUUAUUUGAAUUUGUAUUGAUUCAUAAUAUACCUAUGAUAAUUUCUUAUAAUUCUUUAUAAUUAUUGUUGUUUAAAAAAUAUGCAGGCAAAAUAGAGGUAACUUUUAUUCUUAAUUUUUUUGUUAAUCUACUUUUUAACGUUUAUACUUUAGAAAGGAGUAGGCAACUUCCGCUACACCUUAAAAUAAAAAAAAAUAUAAAGCUAUAGUUCAAUGGUUUCUAAGGUGGAUUGUAUGUAUUAUAAAUAGUUGUAUAUUCAUAAAUUGUAAUAUAUGCAAGGAAAGCAAAUCCUUUUGUAUAUGUGUAAGAGCAUAUAUAGUUAUAUAAUAGUAAUAUAUAUUAAUAUAUGCAUUUUACUGCAAGAUGUUUAAGAAUAUGGGGUUUUUAAAGUAUAUAUCGGCGUUAUGGCCACAACAUCAUUAUUAAUAAAUAAUACUUGUACGAUCAAAGGAACAUUUAUACGUAUCAAACGAUUGUGGUGGAUAUUAUGUACAUAUGUGCAAAAUGUGAACAAAUAUACAAGUUUUUAAUUAUUAUUGUUCAAA
Molecule: messenger RNA, 2535 nt
Organism: Formica exsecta
Lineage: Eukaryota; Metazoa; Arthropoda; Insecta; Hymenoptera; Formicidae
Product: acyl-CoA-binding domain-containing protein 4
Exons: 6
Coding region: 460-1536 (358 amino acids)
Biological process (GO): fatty acid metabolic process
Molecular function (GO): fatty-acyl-CoA binding
Source: RefSeq, a predicted model, not a curated record